This is a messenger RNA of Symbiodinium sp. CCMP2456, 649 nucleotides long. The record is from the annotation of a GenBank genome assembly. NCBI's taxonomy places the organism in Eukaryota, Dinophyceae, Suessiales, Symbiodiniaceae.
GGGCUCAUGGCAUAAGACGAUGCCUUGGGAGGGUGAUCGCACGGAGUCCGAGCUGCCAGAGGUGGCCCUUCCCGAGCCGCCCACGGUCGAGCCUGCCGCAUCGCAGCAGGAGUCUCCAGCAGUUGUGCCGUGUGCAGUGCAAGCCUUCCCUCCGGAGGCCCCGCCGGCUCGCCCAGUGUUCUGUGAAGUCUUUAGCGGUUCUGGGCGGCUUUCUUCUGCCUUUCGGGCUCUAGGGGUUCAACAUGUGGCGGUUGACGCCCCCUUUAAUCGUCAUAAGCCCUCAGUGGACACUUGGGCCCUCGACUUGACCGCUUCGGAUUCGCAGCGGCUCUUGCUGGAGCGCCUUGAGCAGUCUUCGCUGCUUGCGAUUCAUGUUUCCCUGCCUUGCGGAACCGGCAGCAGAGCCAGAGAGCGUCCCGUGCCGAAGGCUCUCCGUGGAAAAGGUGUACCGCAGCCGCGCCCGUUGCGCAGCGCUGAUCAUGUGUUUGGUGUCCCAAACCUCUCCGAUGCUGAGCAGGCAAAGGUCCAGGCUGCUAAUGAGUUGGCUCGCUUCACUGUGGAGCUCUUCGCCCUGGCCGAUCGCAAGGGGUGUUUCUUUAGCGUAGAGAAUCCCGAGAACAGCUGGAUGUGGGCUGUGCUGGCUAGCUGU